Messenger RNA from Microplitis demolitor, 2313 nucleotides. RefSeq names its product eukaryotic translation initiation factor 3 subunit C-like. Gene Ontology annotation, molecular function: translation initiation factor binding; RNA binding; translation initiation factor activity. Gene Ontology annotation, cellular component: eukaryotic translation initiation factor 3 complex. The record is from RefSeq and is a predicted model, not a curated record. The coding region runs from base 1 to 2268 and encodes 755 amino acids. The transcript has 5 exons. Lineage: Eukaryota; Metazoa; Arthropoda; Insecta; Hymenoptera; Braconidae. Gene Ontology annotation, biological process: translational initiation.
AUGCCAUCAUAUCUGCUUAAAAAACUUAACACAAAAGAUUUUGAGGAAGAAAUCGCUAAGUUCAGAGAAAAUCCAGACUUAGACGAUUACGAAGAAGAUGAUAAACCGAAAGAAGAUUCAGAAUUUGAAGAUGAAGAGGAUCGACCUCCAGUUGUUAAAAAAUCUGGAUCAGAAGUGAGUGUACCAGAUAUACCGAAAAUAAAGAAAGCUUCGAUGCCAGAUGACGAUCAAAGCGAAAGUGAAUCUGACUGGGGCAGUGAUUCUGAUAGCGAUAGCGAAAGUAGUGACGAUGAUGGUCAGUAUCAGAACAUUCUCGAACGUUUCAUUAAAAAAGCAACCGAUAAAGAUGAUGAUGAAGACAAAGCUAAAAAGAAGGAACAGCGUAAAGAGCGGAAAGAUAAAGAACGGAAGAAGAAGCGCGAUGAAGAUGAUGAUGAAGGUGAAUGGGAAACUGUCAAAGGUGGUCUUGUUGUUCCGUGUGAAAAACCUAAAAUGUUUGCUAAAGAUGCUGAAAUAAAUGUACCAGCUGUACUGAAAAAACUUAGCGAAAUAAUUGCAGCGCGUGGUAAAAAACGUACUGAUAGACGUGAACAAAUAGAGUUUUUAUAUGAACUACUAUCCAUUGCUGCAUUACAUAAUCUUGGCCCAGCAAUUACUGUAAAAAUUAUAUUCUCAAUAGUAUCUUCUAUUUUUGAUUACAAUCCAAAGGUAUCAGAUGCAAUGAAACCUGAAUACUGGUCUAAAUUAUUAGAGCGCAUUUCAGAAAUGCUGGGUAUACUUCUUGCUAAUCCUGAUAUGCAAAUUGCUGAACACAUUAAUGAAGACGCUGAAGAAUUUGAAAAUCCUCCAUUCAAACUUCAUGGAUGUGUGCUUACACUCGUUGAACGUUUGGAUGAAGAAUUCACGAAACUUUUGAAAGAGUGUGAUCCUCAUAGUAACGAAUACGUUGAAAGAUUGAAAGAUGAAAAACAAGUUGCCAAUAUUAUUGAUAAAGUUCAAGAAUAUUUGGAACGUCAUGGCAGCGUAUCAGAACGUUGUCGUAUUUACUUACGAAAAAUUGAACAUCUUUACUACAAAUUCGAUCCGAAUGUAUUGAAACAAAAAGACGGUGAAAUUCCAGCAACCGUUGUUACAUCUGUCCAGGUUAUGGAAAAACUUUGCAAAUAUGCCUACGCUUAUGAUGGAACUGACCGUCUUCGUACCCGGGCUAUUCUCGCCCACAUAUAUCAUCACGCUCUUCAUGAUAAUUGGUUCCAAGCACGUGAUCUUAUUUUGAUGUCUCAUCUUCAGGAGACUAUCCAACAUUCUGAUCCUGCAACGCAGAUUCUUUAUAACCGAACGAUUGCACAUCUUGGUCUGUGUGCAUUCCGACAUGCCAACAUCAAAGAUGCUCACAACUGUCUUGUAGAUUUGAUGAUGACUGGUAAAGUUAAAGAAUUAUUAGCACAAGGUCUUUUGCCCCAACGGCAGCAUGAGCGUAGCAAAGAACAGGAAAAAAUUGAAAAGCAACGUCAGAUGCCGUUCCAUAUGCACAUUAAUUUAGAAUUACUUGAGUGUGUGUACUUAGUAUCUGCAAUGCUGAUAGAAAUUCCCUACAUGGCUGCACAUGAAUUUGAUGCAAGAAGAAGAAUGAUAUCUAAAACUUUCUAUCAACAACUGCGAUCUAGUGAACGUCAAUCGCUUGUAGGACCACCGGAAUCAAUGAGGGAGCAUGUUGUAGCUGCUGCUAAAGCAAUGCGUAAUGGCAAUUGGUCAGCUUGCAAUAAUUUCAUUAUUAAUGAGAAAAUGAAUGCUAAGGUUUGGGAUCUAUUUUAUCAAGCUGAUAAAGUUCGUGCAAUGCUCACUCGACUAAUUAAAGAAGAAGCUCUAAGAACUUAUCUUUUCACUUAUUCUCAUGUUUAUGAUUCGAUUUCUAUGCCAACAUUAGCUGAUAUGUUCCAACUAAAACGACCCGUCGUACAUUCCAUUAUCAGUAAAAUGAUUAUCAAUGAAGAACUUAUGGCUUCUUUGGAUGAUCCAUCUGAGACAGUUGUUAUGCAUAGAAGCGAACCAAGUCGUCUACAAUCAUUAGCUCUUCAACUUACUGAUAAAGUUAACAACUUUGUUGAUUCUAAUGAAAGAAUUUUCGAAAUGAAACAAGGCAAUUUCUUUUCAAGAGGAAACCAUGGAAACUUCCGUGACCGUCAAAAUUAUAAUCGUCAGGGUGCAGACUGGAAUCGUCAAAGACGAGACCGUGAUCGUAAUCGUGAAGAAAAUCGUAACUAUUAAGUUGUUUUUUAAAAAAAAUUAAGAUAGCGAUGGCCUAAAUUAUAA